Mus pahari (shrew mouse) is the source of this 2221-nucleotide messenger RNA. RefSeq names its product EF-hand domain family member D2 (gene Efhd2). NCBI's taxonomy places the organism in Eukaryota, Metazoa, Chordata, Mammalia, Rodentia, Muridae. Bases 86 to 805 code for a protein of 239 amino acids. The transcript is spliced from 4 exons. Gene Ontology annotation, molecular function: calcium ion binding. The record is from RefSeq and is a predicted model, not a curated record.
CGGGGAGUGUCAGGAAGAGGAAGAGCGCGGCCGGGAGCGCGGCGCAGAGCAGGGGCCCGGCCGAGGCAGCGGUGCGCGGGCCACCAUGGCCACGGACGAGUUGGCCAGCAAGCUGAGCAGGAGGCUGCAGAUGGAGGGCGAAGGCAGCGAGGCGACCGAGCAACCGGGGCUCAACGGGGCGGCGGCGGCGGCGGCCGAGGCUCCCGACGAGACUGCCCAGGCGUUGGGCAGCGCGGACGACGAGCUGAGCGCCAAGCUGCUGCGGCGCGCGGACCUCAACCAGGGCAUCGGCGAGCCGCAGUCGCCCAGCCGCCGUGUCUUCAACCCCUACACCGAGUUCAAGGAGUUCUCCAGGAAGCAGAUCAAAGACAUGGAGAAGAUGUUCAAGCAGUAUGAUGCCGGCAGGGAUGGCUUCAUCGACCUGAUGGAGCUGAAACUCAUGAUGGAGAAGCUGGGGGCCCCCCAGACGCACCUGGGCCUCAAGAGUAUGAUCCAGGAGGUGGACGAGGAUUUCGACAGCAAACUCAGCUUCCGGGAGUUCCUUCUGAUCUUCCGCAAGGCGGCAGCAGGGGAGUUGCAGGAAGACAGCGGCUUGCACGUCCUGGCCCGCCUGUCCGAGAUUGAUGUCUCCACAGAGGGCGUUAAGGGUGCCAAGAACUUCUUCGAGGCCAAGGUACAGGCCAUCAACGUGUCCAGCCGCUUUGAGGAAGAGAUCAAAGCUGAACAAGAGGAAAGGAAGAAGCAGGCCGAGGAGGUGAAGCAGCGGAAAGCGGCCUUUAAGGAGCUGCAGUCCACGUUCAAGUAGCCAGAGCCCAGGCCGAGACCUGGCCCUGCCCCGUGUGCGGUCUGGGGGCACGGGUGGGUACAGGGGACCCGUGGGAGACUAGCUCCCAGGUCCUGCUCUCUGUGCCCGGACCACUACUAAAAAACCGCAAACUGUAUGUGACCGGAUCUCAUUCAGGAGUCUCCUCAGUGGUGGGUCCCGGCCCUGCUCCCUCCCGUGGUUCAUGCGGCUGUGACGCCAGCCAGCAGCAUCCUCUCUGGCCAUCCCUACGUGUCUUGUUCUCUGGCCACCCUGCUGCCUGCUCUAGCCCAACUUCAGCCCAUUCACGCCCCUGCCUUUGGCACCAGCUACUUUCUCCACCCACCCAGCUACCCUUAACUAUAGGCCGCGCCGCCAUGGUCCAGCGGAGAGUGAGACCCUCCCCAAGAUUCUUCCUUUCAGAUCGGGCCCCAUCACUGAUGGAAGUGGAGGGACUCUUAUUUUAGUGAGGAGAUCCGGGGACUCCUAUAUUAGUGAGGAGAUCCAGGCCCUAGCACUCUUAAGCUGAUUUAAAUAGGGCCCAGGCAGGCAGGGUGAAGGCCACUGUGCGAAUCUACCUCACAGGCUACACUCUGCCAGGCAUGCCUUGGGGACGUGAGUGAUAGGGUUCCGUGGGAAGGGACAGAAAUGUCACCCUCUGAGACCCUACCCCCCGCAGCAAGCUGAGGGUCCCAAGGGGCUGUGGAGAGAGGGGUGGGGUUCCUAAGGGAUCGGCCUUUUCAGGGUGGACCUCAGCACUCUGCCUUGACUCCCCAAGGAGUGCCUGACGUGUUUAUGUGCACUGGCAGUAGGACUCGGGGCCGGCACCCCUUUCACACUCUCCUUCCUUGGGUUUGUCACCCGUGAUGGCACCAGCCUGUCGUGCCCACCCGUAGAUCGCAUGGGGACUCCCCAGGCCAUAGUGAAACCCGUGCCGUUCCUCUGUAGCUCCAUGUGCUUGCUCACAUGUGUGUGUGUGUGUGUGUGUGUAUGUGCGUGUCCGUUGCUGUGUUGUGAAACUGUGACGUCACCCAGUCUAAGUGAACGGCCACCAGGGCCACCGUUAUGCAAUGUUCAGCGUGUCACUGCUUGUGAAACUUGAUAACUCUUUAUUUUACUACAAUGCCUCCAGACUCCCCAGGACCCCUGUGGGACUUGCAAAGGUUUUAUUUUUUCGGUCUUAGAACCUAUGAGAAUCGGAGGAGCCGAGCCAAGCCCGGCCCAGCCCAGCUGCCGUGGCCCUGGCUUGAGUUUGCCUUAGUGGAUAUGUUUAUACAGAUGAAUAUAAAUUCCCUUUACUUUUUGCUGUUUGCAUUUUAUUUUUGGUUCCCCCUCUCAGCCCUCCAAAAAAAGCUACUUCUUCAUUCGGUGGUAUGAUUAUUUUUUUUAACUAAAAUGAGAUAAAAUUCUAUAUUCUUA